CACUAGUCGUCUGUAAACAAAGUCGAUAGAAGGCCGGGAAACAGACUAUUUAAUUACUUGCACUGCAUUUUUCUACCUUAAACUUGUAUUGAAUCGACUUCACGCACACAUGUAUUUAUAAAUUUAUAAGCUAGCUGUCAUGUGCUCUGUGGAUUAUUGAAGAAUCGAAGAUCGAUCGUUUGUUGUAUUAACUGUAUAACACAGCUUUAAACAUAGAGUCAGAUAAAAGUGUUAUUGCUACAUAGGUAAAAUGUGUCAGACACACAACGCGCGGUGAGACUAAGACAUAGGGAAGUUGAAGAUAAACUAUUAUGAUCGAACUGUUUGAUGCAAAGAACUAUCAAGAAAUAUUGAUAUAAUUUUGGUUUAAUUAUUUGUGAAAUUUUCAGUUGUUUUAAUAAUAUUUAAUUAUUGGACGAUUAAAAUAGGUUCGAUGCGGACAUUAUUUUAGAGAGGAAAGGGAUUCAAAAAUGGUAUCCACCUCCUUACCCGGUAACAAGGUGUCAGAUGAGGCAAUCUUGCACAUGGUCAAGCUGCUAUCGCUGUUCUACCUGCUGAUCGGCGUCGGCUGCUUGGCAACUGGAUGUCUUACUCUCAAAUACGCGGCCCCGGACAUCAGCUUCCCGUACUCGACUGGAUCUGGCCUUUGGACGGGGCUGUUGACAGUGAUCAACGCGGGUGUUGGUGGGUUUUUAUGUCGGUUCUACGACUCCCGGAACCCGGCGGCAACCAAAUGUCUGGUAAUCACUUUAUAUACGUUGGUAAUAAUAGACAUCACGUGCGGAACGCUGCACGUGAUCUACUCUGCAUUGGGCAUGCGCAAAUGUUAUUCGGAUAUCCGGACUGGUCACAUGUCCUGCAAUCCUGAAGAACGUCCCCGCAUACUGCUAACUGGCGGAUUUAAUGCAGCGUUCGGAAUAAUUAUCGCAAUAAUUUCUAUUGUGUUUACAAUAUACAUAUCUCUAAGACAGCGGUUACAUAUAUUAACAGGAUUGGUAACCAAUGACGAACAGCAAGGCAAACUAGUGACUUGUUGCUUCGGAAAGUGUAUUUGUUAUUUACAAGGUUGUAUUGUUUCACGAAAUGGUACCUAAAGGAGUUUUGUCCCUUUCAUUUUAGGAACCGCGAUCUGGGAAAAAUGGACUUAAUGCCUGUGCGGAUUAGCAUGUGUAGUCCGCACAAGCUAAUCAUGGACGACACUUUCCGCUGUUAUAAAAAAUUUCGUUUAAAGAAAGUCUCUUCUAAACGAAAAUCCAGAUUAGGCGGAAAGGGUCGUCCCUGAUAAGUGUUGUGCGGACUGCACAGGCUAGGCUGGGACACAUUAAGCGCAUGAACGAAGCCUAGUUUUUUUUUCUAUAACGCGACACAUAUAUUCAUUUUGCUAUGUCUGACAGAGCUAAACGGAUUGGCGCUAAAUAAGUUCGUCAUGAACAUAUUGUCUGGCAACUUAUCAAUCGUUUGCCCUGCCCGCUUAUUUUCGUAAGUAAUUCGAUUAAGCAUCUGAUGCUAUCCUUUCUAGCUGCUGUGAUAAUUUCAUUGUAUUUCUCUCGUUUUAUUGUCACUUCACUUAUGGCAUACCAAUAUGGCAUUAAUUGCAUCGUUUAUUUAUCGUUUUACGAUUUGCAACAUGAAUAUCAUUUUUGAGAGGGAGUUUGAUCCAUACGUAAAGUGUAAUUCGAUUUGUUACCAGUAGUUAAUUAGACUAGGUUAUUUUGAAUGCAUUUUUUGCACUCUACACACUGCCCGUAUUUACUUCACAGUCAAGUAUGCAGUCAAACAUUGUUUUUACUUUCGUCGUGGAGUGUGGCAUUUAUAUUGAGUAUGUAUAAUUAACGAAUAGCAUGCAUGCACAAUAUGUGGCUAUAACUAUUGUGAUUAAUAUUUAUUGCGCAAAAAAACACCAGUUUUUUAUAAAAUGCAUUAUUUCUCAAAGAAUUUGCAUAAUAUUGAAUACAAAUGUUGAAGUAUCGGUAUUAAGGCACAUCCAUUCUGUAAUAUAAAAACAUAUUUGAAUAUUAAGUGAUAUAUUUUGAUAUAUAAUUAGAGCAUUUAUUGUGUAAGGCGCAACUAUUAUAUGCUACCUUAAUGUAUGAUAGUUCUAUUAUUUUAUGUUUAUUGUUACACAUGUAUUUGAUUCGUAUUUAUUAUUUUACAUGCACUUAUUUUGACAUAUGAUUUUCAUUUGUACUUAAUCCAUUGUAUCUUAUAUAUUAUCAAAAGCCGAUUGAAACAAAAUAACAUAAUUACGUUUUGAAACGACUUUAUUAUAUGAAUACCGGUACAUGGAAUAUGCGUUGCUUUAUGUCCAAUGUGUUUGUGUCAAGGUUACGAUGGUGCAAUAAACAUCUUGUUGACGAAAA
Molecule: messenger RNA, 2360 nt
Organism: Dreissena polymorpha
Lineage: Eukaryota; Metazoa; Mollusca; Bivalvia; Myida; Dreissenidae
Exons: 4
Coding region: 471-1094 (207 amino acids)
Source: RefSeq, a predicted model, not a curated record